AUGAGCCCAACCAAGCCAAAGGUCUACAUUGUCGGCGUCGGAAUGACCAAAUUCUGUAAACCAGGAUCCGUCGAUUGGGAUUAUCCAGACAUGGUCAAAGAGGCUGUGAAUAGUGCAUUAGACGAUUGUGGACUAAAAUAUGCCGAUAUUCAACAAGCCACAGUUGGUUAUCUUUUUGGAGGAACCUGUUGCGGACAACGUGCUCUUUAUGAAGUCGGACUCACUGGAAUCCCAAUUUUCAAUGUCAAUAAUGCUUGCGCUUCUGGAUCUUCCGGAUUGUUCCUCGGGAAACAAAUCAUUGAGAGUGGAAACGCCGAUGUUGUCCUAUGCUCUGGAUUUGAGAAGAUGGCUGCUGGAUCAUUGGAAAAGUUGGCGUCCCCAAUUGAUGAUCGAUCCAAACGCGAGCACUACGCCAAGAUCGCCUACAAAAAUCAUCUUCACUCCGUCCAUAACCCAAAAUCCCAAUUCACCAAAGAAUUCUCUCUUGACCAAGUGAUCAAUGCUCGUAAGAUCUACGACUUCAUGGGUCUUCUGGAGUGCAGUCCAACUUCCGACGGAGCAGCUGCUGCAAUCAUUGUCUCUGAUCGUUUCCUCGAGAAAAAUCCACGUCUGAAGUCUCAAGCUGUUGAGAUUGUCGGCUUGAAAUUGGGAACCGAUCUUCCAUCAGUGUUUGCAGAGAAAUCAAAUAUCAAAAUGAUUGGAUUCGAUAUGAUUGAAAAGAUUUCGAAGGAGUUGUAUGCAGAGACGAAACUCACUCCAAAUGAUGUUCAAGUCAUUGAGCUCCAUGACUGUUUUGCUCCAAAUGAGCUGAUCACUUACGAAGCAAUCGGGCUGUGUCCAUUGGGAAAAGGACAUACUAUUGUGGAUAGAAAUGAUAAUACUUAUGGAGGAAAAUGGGUCAUCAACCCAUCAGGAGGACUCAUUUCGAAGGGACAUCCAAUCGGAGCAACUGGAGUUGCUCAGGCUGUUGAGUUGUCUAACCAACUACGUGGAAGAUGUGGAAAGAGACAAGUUCCAAACUGCAAAGUCGCCAUGCAACAUAAUAUUGGAAUCGGUGGAGCUGGUGUCGUUGGAAUGUAUCGUAUGGGUUUCCCACAGAGUGCUCAAUCUAAAUUAUAG
Molecule: messenger RNA, 1119 nt
Organism: Caenorhabditis briggsae
Lineage: Eukaryota; Metazoa; Nematoda; Chromadorea; Rhabditida; Rhabditidae
Exons: 4
Coding region: 1-1119 (372 amino acids)
Molecular function (GO): acyltransferase activity, transferring groups other than amino-acyl groups
Source: RefSeq, a predicted model, not a curated record